Helobdella robusta is the source of this 1493-nucleotide messenger RNA. RefSeq lists its product as hypothetical. The coding region runs from base 175 to 1296 and encodes 373 amino acids. Gene Ontology annotation, molecular function: 3'-5'-RNA exonuclease activity; nucleic acid binding. Lineage: Eukaryota; Metazoa; Annelida; Clitellata; Rhynchobdellida; Glossiphoniidae. Gene Ontology annotation, cellular component: cytoplasm. The record is from RefSeq and is a predicted model, not a curated record. Gene Ontology annotation, biological process: exonucleolytic trimming to generate mature 3'-end of 5.8S rRNA from tricistronic rRNA transcript (SSU-rRNA, 5.8S rRNA, LSU-rRNA). The transcript is spliced from 5 exons.
AUGUUUGUUUACAUUGUGGCUAACUUCGUUUUCUUUCGCCCAGAUACUAAUUUAAAAAUUACACAAUAUAUUACGUUUAAUGUUUGUUUACACAAUAUAUUUUCUAUAAUUUGUCGGAUUUGAAGCUUUUUUUUUUUCUAUCGAAAUCGCGUUUACUCAAAAAAAAAUCAAAUUAUGUCGGAAGCACGGGCGAAAAAAGAUGUCGAUGAUGUCGCCAUCGGAAAAAAAUUAUCUCGACUGAAUGGAGAAGUGAACGAUUUGACGAAGGAUAAGCUAGUUGAACAGUUAAAAGUUCUACAUUUAAACACCAAAGGUGUUAAAAGUGUCCUUAAAAGAAGAUUGAAAUCCUACCACAAGAGAAAAUUGCUAGCAAGUUUGAAUGGAAAUAUAAAUUUAAAAUUUAAUCCAGGCCAGGCCUUAUAUGAUUAUUUUCUAGUCAUUGAUUUUGAAGCUACCUGUGAUGAUAACGUAACCUGUUAUAAGCACGAAAUUAUCGAGUUUCCUGCCGUCUUAGUGAAUAUUUCUGAACAAAAAAUUGUUGACGAAUUUCAUUCGUAUGUGAAGCCCGUGAUAAACAAAAAACUAACUCCAUUCUGCACAGAGCUAACUGGCAUAACGCAGGAUACAGUAGACAAAGCCCCCGUUUUUGUAGAAGUUUUGAACAGCUUUGAAGAUUGGCUUAGGAAACGUAGCCUUGGUUCCAAAGAUAAUAAAUUUGCAGUGGUCACUGAUGGGCCGUGGGACAUGAGCAGAUUCAUGUACCAGCAAUGUAUGCACAGUAGGAUCCAGCUGCCACAAUGGACUCGCAAGUGGGUAAACAUUAGGAAAUCAUUUUGUAAUGCCUAUGAGCAGCCGAAGGCUUCGAUCAACAUCAUGCUCGAAAGUUUUUCAAUACCCUUCGAAGGCAGGCAACAUUCUGGCAUCUGCGACUCGAGGAACAUUGCAAAUAUUUUAAUACAAAUGAUUAAAGAUGGAUGUUACCUCUAUGAAAAUGAAAGAAUGUUCAGCAGAAAGAUUGAUUCAACGAACAAUCUAACAUAUAAAAGAAAGGGCUUUGAUCAAAAAUUCGUGUCUCUUUCCAGAAAAGAAUUGCUGGAAUGCAAAGAUGGGGAAGUGAUGAGGAAGAUGAGGAUGAUAAUUUUUAUGAUGAGGAGGAGGGGGAAGAAAAAGUUUUGGAGUGCGGUGACGUCAUACAUCAGAAUGGCGUCAGACAUAAUCAACCUGAUGAUGCUAACAAAGAGAAUUUCGGCAGAAACACUCGACGUGAGAGUAAUACAAGAGAUCACAAACAUAUAAACGAAUCAAACUCAGAUGACGGUUGCUCUGAUUUAUUACGUUUUUUAUCUCUUUGAAAAUGAUUUUUGAAUUUUAUUAAUGAUAAUUAUUUACACAUCAAUUUUUUUUUUAAUAUUUUCUUGUGUAAAGUUAUUUUACAUUUUAUUUGGCGAAAAAAAUGAUUAGCCUAACUGGUAAUAAAGUAAACGAAUGCUAAA